ACCACCACCAUCACCACCACCACCACCACCCUCACCCUCAGCCGCUCUCCCAGCACCACCAUCACCACCACCAGCUCCCCUCCUCCUCCUCCUCCUCCUCUCCCCCUCGCUUCUCUCCCCCUCCCUUCUCCUCCUCUGGGGUAGCCAUGGCGACGGCUGCCACCACCUCUUCCUCCCCCUCCUCCUCCCCGUCGUCCUCGUCGUCGGCUAAUGGCAGCGCCCGGGAGCACCUGCUGGCGGUGCGUCGGCGCACCCCGCACACCCGGCCGUACACGAUCGGGCCAGACAGCCUCUGCAGCUUGUCGGUGCAGGGCGCGGUCGGGGGCUCCACCUCUGGGUCCUCCUCCUCCUCUAUGUCCUCAGGGGUCCAGCCAGAAGCCACAGGUCUGGGACUCCAGCGGGCCAAUAGCGACACGGACCUGGUUACCUCAGACAGCCGCUCAUCUCUCACAGCGUCUACGUACCAGCUGACUCUAGGUCAUGGACAUCUGGUCAUUUCCUGGGACAUUAAGGAGGAAGUGGAUGCCACCGACUGGAUCGGCCUGUAUCACAUUGAUGAGACGUGUGUGGCCAAUGUCUGGGACUCCAAGAAUCGCGGCGUGAACGGCACCCAGAGAGGACAGAUUGUGUGGAGACUGGAGCCAGGACCCUACUUCAUGGAGCCGGAGACAAAGAUCUGCUUUAAAUACUAUCAUGGAGUAAGUGGAGCAUUAAGAGCAACAACACCUUGUAUCACUGUCAAGAACCCUGGAGUGACGGUGGGCAGUGAAGGCCAAGUGGAUGACCAAUCAGGGACUGAGCACUGUCGGAAGCUUGUCAGUUUCACCCUAUCAGACAUCCGGGCAGUGGGCCUGAAGAAGGGCAUGUUCUUCAACCCAGACCCUUACCUGAAGAUGUCCAUCCAGCCUGGGAAGAGGAGCGGCCUCCCCAAGUUCAGCCACCACGGCCAGGAGAGACGAUCCUCCAUCAUAGCUAACACCAUCAACCCUGUGUGGCACGGAGAGAAGUACACCUUUGUGGCUCUGAUGACUGACGUGUUGGAGAUUGAAGUAAAGGACAAGUUCGCCAAAAGCCGACCAAUCAUCAAGCGGUUUCUGGGUCAGCUGAUCAUCCCCGUGCAGAGACUUCUGGAGGGGCCGGCAGCUAAUGAUCAGCCCAUCAGCUACAGCCUGUGUCGCCGUCUCCCCACGGACCACGUAAGCGGGCAGCUUCUGUUCGGAGUAGACAUCACCUCCAACGGACAGGAAGCAUCCCCAGACACAGUGGGGACCAUCUUGGGCGCCGCAGUGAAUGGUGACCCCGGGAGUCCCUCUGACGAUGAAGACCUCCCUCACCCCUCUUCAUCUUCACGCGUCACGUGCGGACCUUCGCCCACAGGCUCUGAUGAGGGCUCCCUGUUAGUUAAUGGUACUUGUUACUACGUCGAUGAUGGUGUGUGGCGAGAGCCUGAGCGGACGGGAGAGGAGGAUCUGCUUCCUGUGGGUCUGGGUGCCCACACCCACCGUCAGGUGUCACUGAACGACUACCUGGAUGCCAUUGAGGCUCCCAGGAACCCCGGGGACCAAUCCCUGGCAGGGCCGUCUCCGAAACUCCGCUCCAGCUUUCCAACAGACACGCGGCUCAAUGCCAUGCUGCACAUAGACUCAGAUGAGGAUGAGGAGACAACGGGGCAGCACAGGGACCAGUCCCAUGAGAUAAAGACACAGCAGAGCACAGACUCAGCCUCACCGAGGAGAUCAGCCAGAUCUGAGUCUCAACAGGGAAACGAGGGUUCAAAAGGAGAGCCUCAGAGGCAGACUGGACCGGGGGCUACAGCGGAGGCAGAUUCAUCCUCUGGUGCUCAACCUGUAACUGAGUCUGAAGGGGCUGAAGCUGGAGCUGGGGCUGCAGAGGGUUCAGCUGGAGUUAAAACACCAGCAGGAACAUCAACAGCUUCUGAGACUGCAGCUGGGAACGGAGAAGCUGCUGGCGCGUCAGCCGAGAUGACGCAUGUCACCGGAGAAACCUCCGCAGCAUCCUGCUCAUCUCAGGCAUCAGGAGCUGAGGCGGCUGCAGUCGCUGACCCGGCCGAGUCUGUGAAGGAGUGUAGCUGUCAGGAGCAGAGCAGCAGGACAAAUCAAGACGUACCCUGCAUUCCUACACUCGGCGUACUUUCACCCAUUCAGGAGGUGGAGUCAAGAACAGAGGUGGCUCCGAAGGCGGAGGAGGAAGGAGGAGAGUCAUCGAGCAGCGAGGCGAAUGGGCCAGUAGCAGCAGCUGCUCCUGCUAGCAGCAGCACAGCUGACCAAAGAGGAGGGACCUCUGAAGCUGGAGCUCAAACCAGUGGCGGGGACAGGCAGGAGGAGCAGGAGGGAGGGGAGGUUUGGAGGAGGAGGCGGUCCAUACCGUCCUCCGGGAGUGUGGCCCAGAACCAGGAAGUGUGCAGGGCCAGAGAGAGUCAGAGUGGGACGAUGGGGGAGAGAGAGACAGGUGCCACUGCUCACGUGAAUGGCCACCAGUCUGUUCGCUCCCUGCCAUCCAUCCGCCAUGACAUCAGCCGUUACCAGAGAGUGGAUGAGCCGCUGCCACCCAACUGGGAAGCUCGUAUCGACAGCCACGGUCGGAUCUUUUACGUGGACCACGUCAACAGAACCACAACCUGGCAGCGUCCCACAGCUCCCCCGGCCCCGCAGACCCUCCAGAGGUCCAACUCCAUACAGCAGAUGGAGCAGCUGAACCGCAGGUAUCAGAGUAUACGUAGGACGAUAACCAAUGAUAGCAGACCAGAGGAGCAGCCAGCCAAUGAGCUGCUGGCAGAUGAGACUGACAUGCAGCCCUCCAUGUCAGAGCUGCGAAGGGACAACAACGUGGCUCAGUCCAGUUCCAGGUCUCGCCUCACCCUGCUACUUCAGUCUCCCAGCGCCAGGUUCCUCACCAGCCCCGACUUCUUCACUGUGCUGCAUUCCAACCCUAGUGCUUACCGUAUGUUCGCCACCAACACGUGUCUGAAGCACAUGAUCAGUAAGGUUCGUCGGGAUGCCCACCAUUUUGAGCGCUACCAGCACAACAGGGACCUGGUGGCCUUCCUCAACAUGUUCGCCAACAAACAGCUGGAGCUGCCCAGAGGCUGGGAGAUGAAGCACGACCACACCGGCAAGCCUUUCUUCGUGGAUCAUAACUGCCGUGCCACCACAUUCAUUGACCCCCGCCUGCCUCUCCAGAGCUCUCGGCCCCCGAGCCUCCUGGCUCACCGGCAACACUUGACUCGCCAACGCAGCCACAGCGCAGGGGAGGUCAGCCCACGACGACUGGUAGGUGAAGACCCUCGUCAUGCCGGCCCACCCGUCGUGCCACGGCCUUCCAGUACCUUCACCUCGGCCAACAGGGGGCAGUGCCAAGACGUUGUGCCAGUGGCUUACAAUGACAAGAUCGUGGCAUUUCUUCGGCAACCAAACAUCUUUGAGAUUUUGCAGGAGAGACAGCCUGACAUCAGCCGGAACCAUUCACUCAGGGAGAAGGUGCAGCUGAUCCGAACAGAUGGAGUCUCAGGAUUGGCCAGGCUGUCAGGAGAUGCCGACCUUGUCAUGCUGCUAAGUCUGUUUGAAGAUGAAGUAAUGUCUUAUGUGCCUCCUCAUGCCUUACUUCACCCCAGCUACUGCCAGUCACCUCGGGGAUCCCCUGUCUCCUCCCCACAGAACUCACCUGGUACUCAGAGAGCUAAUGCCAGAGCUCCAGCUCCCUACAAGAGAGACUUUGAGGCCAAGCUGCGCAACUUCUACAGGAAACUUGAAACUAAAGGUUACGGCCAAGGACCAGGCAAAUUAAAGUUGAUCAUCCGUCGUGACCACCUGCUGGAAGACGCCUUCAACCAGAUCAUGUGCUAUUCCCGGAAAGACCUGCAGCGAAGCAAGCUCUACGUCAGCUUUGUUGGGGAGGAGGGAUUGGACUACAGCGGGCCUUCCAGAGAGUUCUUCUUCUUGGUAUCCAGGGAGCUGUUCAACCCUUAUUAUGGUCUGUUUGAAUAUUCUGCCAACGACACCUACACCGUUCAAAUCAGCCCCAUGUCCGCCUUUGUCGACAAUCACCACGAAUGGUUUCGGUUCAGUGGUCGUAUUCUGGGUCUGGCUCUGAUCCAUCAGUACCUGCUGGAUGCCUUCUUCACCAGACCUUUCUAUAAAGGCCUACUGCGCAUUCCAUGUGACCUGAGCGACCUGGAGUAUCUGGAUGAGGAGUUUCACCAGUCCCUUCAGUGGACAAAGGACAACGACAUAGAAGACAUGCUGGACCUCACCUUCACUGUCAAUGAAGAGGUCUUUGGACAGAUAACAGAACGAGAGCUGAAGCCUGGUGGAGCCAACAUCCCUGUAUCAGAGAAGAACAAGAAGGAAUAUAUUGAGCGGAUGGUGAAGUGGAGAAUAGAGAGAGGAGUGGUGCAGCAGACUGAGAGUCUUGUCAGAGGCUUCUAUGAGGUGGUGGAUGCCAGGUUGGUGUCGGUGUUUGAUGCCAGGGAGCUGGAGCUAGUGAUUGCCGGCACUGCUGAGAUUGACCUAACAGACUGGAGGAACAACACAGAGUACAGAGGAGGUUACCAUGACAACCAUAUAGUGAUCCGAUGGUUCUGGGCGGCAGUGGAGAGGUUCAACAAUGAACAAAGACUACGGCUUCUGCAGUUUGUAACCGGGACAUCUAGCAUUCCAUACGAGGGCUUUGCUUCCCUGCGAGGCAGCAACGGACCACGCAGGUUCUGUGUGGAGAAGUGGGGGAAGGUCACCUCCCUGCCCAGAGCUCAUACCUGUUUCAAUCGGCUGGACCUGCCACCUUACCCAUCCUUCUCUAUGCUCUAUGAGAAGAUGCUGACCGCUGUGGAGGAGACUAGCACCUUCGGGCUGGAAUGAGACCUGCAACUGGCCACCUGACCACCAGCUCCCCGCAGUAGUGUACCCCUCAAGA
Lates calcarifer (barramundi perch) is the source of this 4929-nucleotide messenger RNA. RefSeq names its product HECT, C2 and WW domain containing E3 ubiquitin protein ligase 2b (gene hecw2b). NCBI's taxonomy places the organism in Eukaryota, Metazoa, Chordata, Actinopteri, Centropomidae. Gene Ontology annotation, molecular function: protein binding; ubiquitin-protein transferase activity. The record is from RefSeq and is a predicted model, not a curated record. Gene Ontology annotation, biological process: regulation of dendrite morphogenesis.